Messenger RNA from Nelumbo nucifera (sacred lotus), 569 nucleotides. RefSeq lists its product as uncharacterized. Lineage: Eukaryota; Viridiplantae; Streptophyta; Magnoliopsida; Proteales; Nelumbonaceae. The record is from RefSeq and is a predicted model, not a curated record.
AUCCAAUCUUCUUCAUCAGAUCACAGACGAGUCAAGCAAUACUUCUAAACCAAAAUUCAGAAACGAUCAACCAAAAGAAAAGAAAGAUGAGUUCCACAACCAGAGCUUGGGUUGCCGCUUCAAGCAUUUUAGCUGUUGAGGCAUUGAAAGAUCAAGGCAUCUGCAGAUGGAAUUACACUCUGAGGUCGUUGCACCAACACGCCAAGAACAACCUGGGAUCGUUUUCUCAGGCUAAGAGGAGCAUCUCUUCUUCCUUAGCGAUGGCCUGUAACAAGACAUCGAGAGAUGAGAAGCAGAUGAAGCAAUCCGAGGAAUCUCUGAGAAAAGUUAUGUACUUGAGCUGCUGGGGUCCCAAUUGAUCCACUCCCACACCUCCCUUAACACUACCAGUGUUACAGAUUUUGACCCAGCAAACGAAGAAUGGCAAAAUUGGGGUCGGACAUCGGUGGAGGCUGAGAAUGAAAUAUACCAAGAAUUUUGUAAUUACUGCAUAUAAACACCAUUAAAUCGUUAUCUUAAUUACACAAAUAUAUACUUCCUUAUUAUCUCAAAUUCUUCAUUUUCUUUUC